Messenger RNA from Toxoplasma gondii ME49, 3551 nucleotides. RefSeq names its product translation elongation factor 2 family protein, putative. Gene Ontology annotation, molecular function: translation elongation factor activity; GTPase activity; ribosome binding. Lineage: Eukaryota; Apicomplexa; Conoidasida; Eucoccidiorida; Sarcocystidae. The transcript has 3 exons. Gene Ontology annotation, biological process: translational elongation. The record is from RefSeq and is a predicted model, not a curated record. Gene Ontology annotation, cellular component: ribonucleoprotein complex; cytosol. The coding region runs from base 16 to 2874 and encodes 952 amino acids.
UAUCUACGGCCUGCGAUGCACCCCUCGGGUGGGCAAUUCGUUCCCACCCCCCAGAGACACGGUCCCGACCUCACAAAGAGUUGGGGGCUGAUAAAUCGCGACUUCGCGUUGCGAACGAGGGAAUGGGCCGUCUCGCAGAGGAGUCUGGUUUUUCCUGUUGCCGUUGCCGCCGUGAGGGGGGAAACGGCACCAAUUGCUGGUCGGGCGUCCCAGUGUCCUCGUCUGCUUGUGCCGUUUUCGUGGGUUCUUUUCCUGGAGCAGCGUCCGGAGCUCUCUCUCACAAAGGUUGUUUUCCUUCUUUGGAAUCUGUAUUUUGUUUCUUUGUCUCCCCUUCGUCCGUUUACCGGUUCCCUUCACCCCCGCCCCGUCGUCAAAAUGGUGAACUUUUCAGUGGAGCAGAUGCGUGAGAUUAUGGGCAAUCCGAAGAACAUUCGGAACAUGUCCGUCAUUGCCCACGUCGACCACGGAAAGUCGACGCUGACAGACUCCUUGGUCUCGAAGGCCGGUAUUAUUUCCGCUAAGGCGGCCGGUGACGCACGUUUCACAGACACCCGUGCGGACGAGCAGGAACGCUGCAUUACCAUCAAGUCGACUGGUAUUUCCAUGUACUUCGAGCACGACAUGGAAGACGGCAAGGGUGCGCAGCCGUACCUUAUCAACCUUAUCGACUCUCCGGGACAUGUCGACUUCUCCUCUGAGGUCACAGCUGCCCUCCGUGUCACUGACGGUGCGCUCGUGGUCGUCGACACCAUCGAAGGUGUGUGCGUCCAGACCGAGACUGUGUUGCGUCAAGCUCUGGCUGAGCGUAUUCGCCCUGUUCUCCACGUGAACAAGGUCGACCGCGCUCUCCUCGAGUUGCAGAUGGACGGUGAAGAAAUCUACCAGACCUUCUCCCGAACGAUCGAGAACGUGAACGUCAUCAUAUCCACCUACAACGACGAGCUGAUGGGAGACGUCCAGGUCUACCCUGAGAAAGGAACUGUCUCCUUCGGUAGCGGUCUCCACGGCUGGGCCUUCACCGUCGAGCGCUUCUCCAAGAUCUACGCGAAGAAGUUCGACGUCCCCAAGGAGAAAAUGAUGGAGCGUUUGUGGGGCAACAACUUCUACAACGCCAAGGAGAAGAAGUGGACCAAGACUCAGAGCGAGAACACUCGCCGUGCUUUCUGCCAGUUCAUCAUGGACCCGAUCUGCACUCUCUUCACCUCCAUCAUGAACGACGAGAAGGAGAAGUACACCAAGAUGCUUGGCAGCUUGGGCAUUGAGCUCAAGGGUGACGACAGGGACCUGACUGGCAAGGCGCUCCUGAAGCGUGUGAUGCAGCUUUGGCUUCCGGCCGGUGACACUCUUCUGGAGAUGGUUGUGCGCCACUUGCCUUCUCCGUUCGCGGCUCAGAAGUACAGAGUCGAGAACUUGUACGAGGGUCCGAUGGACGACGAGGCUGCUCAGGGUAUCCGCAACUGUGACCCCAACGCGCCUCUGAUGAUGUACGUCAGCAAAAUGGUGCCGACCUCCGACAAAGGUCGUUUCUACGCCUUCGGUCGUGUGUUCUCUGGCACUGUCGCGACUGGCCAGAAGGUCCGCAUCCAAGGCCCGCGCUACGUGCCUGGCGAGAAGACCGACUUGUACAUCAAGAGCAUUCAGCGCACCGUCAUCAUGAUGGGGAAGUACGUCGAGCAUGUCCAGGAUGUGCCUUGUGGAAACACCUGCUGCCUGGUCGGUGUUGACCAGUACCUGCUCAAGUCCGGGACGCUGACGACUCUGGACACCGCUCACAACAUUGCGGACAUGAAGUACUCCGUGUCGCCCGUCGUGCGUGUGGCCGUGAAGCCGAAGGACAACAAGGAGCUGCCGAAGCUCGUGGAAGGUUUGAAGAAGCUGUCCAAGUCUGACCCGCUGGUCGUUUGCACAACCGAGGAGUCUGGUGAGCACAUCAUUGCCGGGUGCGGUGAGCUGCACGUCGAAAUCUGCCUGAAGGAUCUCCGCGACGAGUACGCACAGAUCGACUUCACCGUCUCCGACCCCGUCGUCUCUUACCGUGAGACCGUCUCUGCUCCUUCUCACAUGACUUGCCUGUCCAAGUCGCCGAACAAGCACAACAGGCUGUACAUGGUUGCCGAGCCGUUCCCCGACGGACUGGCGGACGCCAUCGAGGCCGGCCAGGUCAACGCUCGCGACGACCCGAAGGAGCGCGCGAAUGCCUUGGCUGAGAAGUUCGACUUCGACAAGAACGCAGCCCUCAAGAUUUGGUGCUUCGGUCCCGAGACGACUGGCGCCAACAUGCUCAUUGAUACCACUCAGGGAGUGCAGUACCUGAACGAAAUUAAGGAGCACUGCAACUCGGCCUUCCAGUGGGCCAGCAAGGAAGGUGUGCUCUGCGAAGAGAACAUGCGUGGCAUCCGCUUCAACCUUACCGACGUCACCAUGCACGCUGACGCUAUUCACCGUGGCGCUGGCCAGAUCAUGCCCACUUGCCGUCGUGUCCUGUACGCCUGCCAGUUGGCGUCUGCUCCCCGUCUCCAGGAGCCCAUGUUCUUGGUUGACAUCACCUGUCCCCAGGACGCCGUCGGUGGUAUCUAUUCCACCCUCAACACCCGCAGAGGGCACGUUUUCCACGAGGAACAGCGCUCCGGUACUCCGCUUGUCGAAAUCAAGGCGUACCUGCCCGUCGCCGAGUCCUUCGGUUUCACCACCGCCCUCCGUGCCGCCACUUCCGGACAGGCCUUCCCGCAGUGUGUGUUCGACCACUGGAGCACCCUCAACGGCGACCCUCUGGAGAAGGGCUCCAAGAUGGAGGAGCUCGUCCACAACAUCCGUACCCGCAAGAACCUGAAGCCUGAAAUUCCGCCCUUCGAAAACUACUACGACAAGCUGUAAGGCGGAUGUCCGUGAAGGUGGAGGGCACCCAGCCGAAGCGCGGCGCGGUGCGACGCACUGUCCCUACACUAAAGCCGAGUGUGUGGGAGACGGCAUGCCUGUCAAGCGGUUCUUUGGGCAACUGCAAAUGCCCUGGCCCUGUGGCGAGUUGGGGCCAUGUAGUCGGCGUCGAAUACCACGUGACCAUCCAUGUACUAGAUCAUUUGUUGAUCUGUCGUCGCAAGGACCUCGCUGUGAGUCGUUGCUGGAGUCCUGUUUCUGUCGCACACGUAUAGGUUUUGAAGCAUCGUGAGCACGUAUGGUGUGCCCAACCCGCAAGACGUGUCAUGCGUUUGUACUUGUGGUGGGGGCGGAAAAUGGUUUCUAUGUACGCAUAUACGUGUAUGUUUGUGUACAUGUGUAUACGUAUGUGACACAAGUGCCUUGUAUGUUUGUGGGGGCAGACUGACGAUGCGUGAGACGCCUGGUUUCUCAAAGAGACAGCGUCUGGUGCACGAGUGAUGCGCUCUUUAUUCCUAAGUGUCGUUUACUGCGACCUCAACGCAUUCGACCAUGACGGUUAUUUAGGCCUCCAGGACCACAGAUUUGUUCAGAAGAAAGUCGUUUUUUACAUUCUGCGCCGGUACUGCGCUUUUGCGAAGCUUUACAUCGUACGCCUAGAUCCACACCUACACGUG